This is a messenger RNA of Aureobasidium uvarum, 1488 nucleotides long. The record is from the annotation of a GenBank genome assembly. Lineage: Eukaryota; Fungi; Ascomycota; Dothideomycetes; Dothideales; Saccotheciaceae.
AUGGCCGAGUUCAUUGGUAGCAUUGAUCAGGGAACCACCAGCUCGAGGUUCUUGAUCUUCAACAAAGCUGGAGAGCCAGUCGCAUCUCAUCAAGAACCUGGAUGGCAUGAACACGACCCCGAGGAGAUUGUCUCCUCCGUACACAACUGCAUUGAGGGUGCUGUCGAGGCCUUCAAGAAAGAUGGAAACUCAGUGGACAGCAUCAAGGCCAUUGGCAUCACGAAUCGUGAGGAACUUUCUUUCCGCGAGACCACCGUUGUUUGGGAUAUCGAGUCAGGAGAGGCACUUUACAACGCCAUUGUCUGGACAGAUACUCGCUCCCAAGCUAUUGUGAAGGAGCUGAAGUCUCGCAAGGGCGCUGACGAGUUGAUGCAAAAGUGCGGUCUGCCGCUCUCCACAUAUCCCAGUGUCACCAAGCUUCUAUGGCUGCUGAAGAACGAGCCCAAGGUGAAGGAGGCAUACGAGAAAGGCACUCUUGCGUUCGGAACCAUUGAUGCAUGGCUUGUGUACAAGCUCAACGGACAUGAGAAGAGAGUCUUCGUCUCUGACCCAACCAAUGCCUCUCGCACAAUGUUCAUGGACAUCCACACACUCAAGUACAACCCUGAGCUGAUUGCCUUCUUCGGCGAUGACGAGUUUGAUCUCUCCAGAAUUCACAUGCCCGACAUUGUCAAGUCCUCGGACGCAAAGGCAUAUGGCAAGAUUGGUUCGGGAGUUUUGUCCGGCUUUAGCCUCACCGGAUGUUUGGGUGACCAGUCUGCUGCCCUGGUCGGUUCCUUUAUCUUGUACAACACUGGCAACAAGCCCGUCAUCUCCACCCACGGCCUGCUCACCACUGUGGCAUACGACUUUGACGGAACACCAAGCUAUGCUCUCGAGGGAUCCAUUGCAGUUGCUGGUUCGGGUGUCAAGUUCCUCAUGAACAACUUGGGUUUCAGCUUUGACUCGUCAAAAAUCACCGAGCUCGCAGGCACAGUGGAGAACAACGGCGGCCUCGUUUUCGUCACAGCAUUCAGUGGUCUCUUUGCACCAUACUGGAUCACCGAUACUCAGGGUACCAUCUUCGGUAUCACCCAACACACACAAAGAGGGCACAUUGCUCGCGCUACACUCGAGGCUGUCUGCUACCAGACAAAGGCAGUACUAGACGCCAUGGAGAAGGACAGCGGUCACCCUCUCCAAGAGCUCAAGGUCGAUGGUGGCAUGUCAAACAGCGAACUGUGCAUGCAAAUCCAAGCAGACAUUUUAGCCGAAAACAAGAUCCCCAUCGUCAGACCCAAGAUGCGCGAGACUACCGCAUUGGGAGCCGCCAUCGCCGCCGGCUUUGCCGCUGGCGUUUGGAAGAACUUUGAUGAGCUGAAGGAGGUCAACACUGCUGGUCAGACGGUCUUCGAGGCCAAGAUGGAGGCAAAGGAUAGCGCCAAGGGAGUCAAGCGCUGGGAAAGAGCAGUCAACAUGUGCCGAGGAUGGCUUGUCGACGACGAGUAG